UUCCCCGUUCGUGUUUGGGUUAGUAGUCAAAGUAUUUGAUAGUGCAACCCAACCUAACUAACGAUUAACCAACCUGCAUCACGCACGUCUCUCUCUCUCUCUCGCCAUGGCUAUGGCUAUGCAAAGCGGAAUCGGAGUCUCCAAGAUCCUCAUCAUAGCAGGAGCAGGUUACACCGGCACCGUCCUCAUCAAAAACGGAAAACUCUCGGAUUUAAUCGGCGAGCUUCAGUUGCUGGUGAAGGGAUUGGAAAAAUCUGGGGAGCAUGCUGAAGGUGAAGGUGAAUAUGCUGAUGCCAUAGCUGCUCAGGUGCGUCGCCUGGCGAAUGAAGUUCGGCAGCUAGCAUCAAACAGGCCAAUCACAGUACUGAAUGGGGGUUCUGAACAAAGUAAUUUAUCAUCCCUUGUCGUUCCAGCUGCUGCCUUGGGCGCUCUGGGUUAUGGCUACAUGUGGUGGAAGGGAAUUUCAUUCUCAGAUCUUAUGUAUGUGACUAGACGGAAUAUGGAAAAAGCUGUUGCAGAUUUAACCAAAAAGUUGCAGCAUGCCUCAGAUGUCAUUGCUGAUACCAAGAAGCAUUUGACCCAGAGAAUUCAGAAUUUGAAUGACAAAAUGCUCAAGCUGAAUGAGUUGCAAAGGUCAACUAAGGAUGAAGUUGCUGGAGUUAGAAGUACUAUUACUAAUAUCCAUGAAGACUUGGGUUAUUUGCAACAAACAGUGGAAACAUUGGAUUAUAGGUUAGCUGAAUUGAGUUCUAAGCAGGAUUAUGCAAAUUAUGGAUUGUCAUAUCUCAUCGACUAUGUACACGGAAAAAGCCAGAAAAAGCCCGAAUUGUUGCAGGAGCAACUGAAACUUUCAGGGAAGUCCCCUAAUUUGAUCACAUAUAAAGGAACUCCAAAUCUAAUGGGUCUUAAAGACAUUGCAGAAACAUUGUCUGGUUUAGACAUGUCUGCUUCAGAUAGUGUCAUGCCAGAUGGCGGGGAUAAACGAGAGCAACAGCGAAGGCCAUUGUUGAGGAAGGGCAUUGCAAAAACAUUGUCCAGUUUAGACAAAUUUGCUUCAGAUGGUAUCAUGCUAGAUGGUGUGGAUAAACUAGAGCAACAGUGAAGGCCAUUGUUGAGGACUAGUUCAACCAACCGUUGAUGACAAGGUCUUAAAUCAUGAUUACCAACCUUUUAAGCGUUCGUUCCUCGUUUUUUUAGCAGUAACUUUCAGUUCACUUGUUCAUAAAUCAAAAUAUACUUGUGACAGCUAUUGUGAUUUUCACACUAAAUUUUAUCCUACAUAGUAUAUUAAUAGAUUGGAUACAUUAUAUAUUCAAGCUUGUGAAUUGUGAUUCUAAAUUGUAAAUAAAAUUUUGCUGUCAAGGUGUAUGUUGGUUUGGUGCUACCAGCUUAUGCCCGAUGCUUUUGGUUUGCUA
Glycine soja is the source of this 1415-nucleotide messenger RNA. RefSeq lists its product as uncharacterized. The transcript is spliced from 14 exons. Lineage: Eukaryota; Viridiplantae; Streptophyta; Magnoliopsida; Fabales; Fabaceae. The record is from RefSeq and is a predicted model, not a curated record. The coding region runs from base 107 to 1102 and encodes 331 amino acids.